Messenger RNA from Temnothorax curvispinosus, 2507 nucleotides. RefSeq names its product protein ABHD18. The record is from RefSeq and is a predicted model, not a curated record. NCBI's taxonomy places the organism in Eukaryota, Metazoa, Arthropoda, Insecta, Hymenoptera, Formicidae. The coding region runs from base 669 to 2123 and encodes 484 amino acids. The transcript has 9 exons.
CACAAAAUAUCUUCAUUUAUAAAUUCAUUUAUAAUUGUAACUCCCUAACCUAAAUUUCCCGGCGGACAUAAUAGAAUUUCACGGGAGGGGCCGUAGGUUGAGAACCCUUGCUUCAAGCGAUUCUGCUCGCUUGUAAUUGAGGUAAUUGAUCGCUCAUCAUGUUAAUCGCAGCUCGAUGAAGGUCGUUCUCUUCGUAACGCGAAGUAAAAUAAUUCAUACUUAGCUUGGCGAGGAUGCGUCGCGGAGCGGCCGAGCGUUCAUUCGCGCAUUUCGCGCCGCUGAAUCGCGCUUAUCGUCCGAUCGUCCAUUCGCUCACAUUCGCUUGAUUCGCUCCUCGAUUGGUCCCUCCGCGCGCAAUAUGUAUCUAUACACGCACGGCGGCGAAAUGCGCGCGCCGUGCGCUGUGCGCACGUCAAUGUCGUCAAUGAUGACCAAUGAUCUCUGUGGCGUGAAGGCGAGGUCACGUCCUUUUCCUCGCGGCCGCAAGUAAACAAGGGCUCGAGUUCGAGCCUUCGCGGAACUUCGGAGGACGAGGAGGAUAUGGACACGUAGACGCGCGAAAUUUUUCGCGUGUGAGAUGCGCGAGAGCUCCGGGUCGCGCGCGACGACGACGCGGUGGUAAAGAGCGAGAGAGCGGGGCACCCGACACCCGAAGACGCUUCGUCGCGAUGCCGCCGAGCCGUCUGGACGCGGUCUACCGGAGCAUCCUGCUCACCAAGUUCUUCACCAAGGGCUGGGGCAAUCCGCAAAAUCUGCGAAGAAUCUUUGAAUUCAGGAAAGUUAUGGCAAAUCGGGAAGCAUGCUACAAUAUGAUACCACUCGAUUACCCGAUAGAGAUAACAAAGGAUGAAAUUUGGUCAGACUGUCAUAUAAUUGAAGGUCAAUUUGAGUCGCCUUUCGAGAAGCAUCUCCCUGGAAUAAUGCCAGAUAAGACCAAGACGGCUUACUUUCAGAUGGUCCUACCACCUAAAUGGAGUUCCCAUAAGAUAAAACCGAUUUGUUUACAUCUUGCGGGAACGGGCGAUCACUUUUUUUGGCGACGUAGAAAUCUUAUCGCUAAACCGCUACUCAAGGAAUCUGGGAUAGCAUCGAUACUGUUGGAGAAUCCGUUUUACGGACUGAGAAAGCCAGAUGAUCAAAUACGUUCCAGUUUGCACAACGUGUGCGACAUUUUUAUUAUGGGAGGCUGCCUGAUAAUGGAAUCGAUCGUUUUGUUAAAUUGGUGCGAACGACAUGGAUUUAGUCCGUUGGCUCUCACUGGAUUGUCGAUGGGUGGACAUAUGGCAUCGUUAGCAGCUACCAAUUGGCCGAAGCCAAUCUCAUUAGUACCUUGUCUGUCAUGGUCAACUGCCUCACCUGUAUUUACAGAAGGAGUAAUGAGCGCUUCGAUCAAUUGGGCACUUUUGGAAAUGCAAUAUUUUUCGGACAAAGUAUAUCAAGAUGAUCUCGCAAAAAUGGUGAAAAUUAUCGAUCACGAUGAUGCUUUUUUAGCCGGCCAACAUUUCGCGAAGCAUUUUCCCGCGAGCUUGAAGAGAGUAGAUAAGUUAAGAAAGGAGUCUAACGAAAAUAACGGAGACAAUAAUACCACGGGUGAUGCAAUUAGUACAAAUUCUAUCAAUAAUCGUAGUGACAUUAAUGUUACCACCGAGAACGAGUCCAAAAAUAAUAGCAAUCAAUUACACCAUCAGAUUGCAGAAGAGAAGGCGGCAGCCAAAAUAUUUCCCUUAAAUCUGAUUUCCAACAGAUUUAAAUCUAAGGAUCCCAAUGCUCUCAAAGGGGUGUGCUUGUUACCAGUACCGAAGCAUCCGCUGUUUUCAGACAACAAAUGGCGCGAGCACGAAGCGUUGCAAUUUAUGCGCGGCAUAAUGGAUGAGUGUACGCAUUUGAAAAAUUUCGAGGUACCGGUUGACACUGAAUUGAUCAUCGCCGUCUGUGCCAAGGAUGACGCUUACGUACCGCGAGAUAGUUGCAUGAGUCUGGAAACUAUCUGGCCGGGAGUUGAGGUUCGUUACAUCGACGCUGGACAUGUCAGCGCGUAUCUUCUUCACCAGAAAGUCUUCAGAUCCACAAUAGCGGAAUGUAUCCAACGAUCUCUGAAGAAGUAUCCUGUGGAGGUCAGUUGAUGAUUGCAAAUUGUACUACAAUUGUACAUUAUCUCAGGAUUGUCCUAAAUUUGAUUAGAUAACGGGAAUAUUUUCUCCGAGUUUGUGAUCGACUACAUCGUUCUACGCUUAAGGAUCACGGUUGUGCGCAAACGUAAUCUAUUUUUAAAUCAAUAUUUUUGAAUUUUUAAACUAUCAGCUACAAAAGAGUACGAUUGUUCAAGUCAAUUUAAUCGAGUAUAAUAAUAAUUGAUGUCAUUAGUACAUAGAAUGAGUUAGUUGCCAAUAAAAAAAUUGUUCCUACUUUAAAACAAUAAUAUACAUGUGACACAAUAGACACAAUAGUCUUGACACGCAUGUACACGCGUUCGGAGUAUUCCAUUUUAAUUCAAGAAAUCAAAUGAC